AUGAUAGAAGAUGAAAAUGAUGGAAAUGAUGUUAAUUUAUCCAAAGCGGAUGCAUUACUUUUCAUGGUUGGUAGUGAUGAUGAUGCUCCGCAGUACUCGAAAUCGAAUGCACUACAGAUUUGGCUUUUUGACUAUGAAUUAGACGAUAUGUUGGCGGUUUUCACUAAACGAAAUGUUUACUUUUUGACAAGUUCAAGAAAAGCUCAGUUUCUUCAAUCUCUUGAAAAGAAAGAGGCCGUUAAUUCUCUUCCUGCGAUUACAAUACUCGUCCGUGAGAAGUCAGAUAAAGACAGAGCUAAUUUCUUGAAGCUAGUUGAUAAGAUUAAAGAAAGUGGUUCAUCAUAUGGAUAUUUUGCAAAAGAUUCCUACACUUCUGAUUUUGCGCAAACGUGGAACAAUGUAUUGGAGGAAUGUGAGAUCAAAUUGACCGUAGACGUGUCUUCUUCUUUUGCAUAUUUGUUGGCAAAAAAAGAUGAAUUGGAAAUUGAAUUAUGCAGAAAGGCUGCUCAAGCAUCGGUUAACUCAUGGUCAUAUGCUAGAAAGAAUAUAAUCGAUAUCAUAGAUCAAGCAAAGAAGAUGAAACAUAGUCGUUUUGCGGAAGAUCUUGAAAGAGCAAUGACAACAACACAAGUACAGCAGCGACUUGCAGAAAACCGUAAACUUGAAUCAUGCUACACGCCAAUUAUACAGUCUGGUGGAGAUUAUACUCUAAAGUUAAGUGCCGAAAGUAACGAGAAGCUAAUGCAUUAUGGAACAAUUAUUUGUUCGCUUGGAACCCGCUAUCAGUACUACUGCUCUAAUUUGAGUCGCACAAUGCUUGUGGACCCGUCGAAAGAAUUACAAGAUGCAUAUGAAUCAUUACUGGUAAUCGAAAAUACUAUCAUUGAGGCUUUGAAACCAGGCAAAAAAUUAAAUGAAGUAUACUCAGCAGGAUUGGAAGCCGCAAAAGAUGAGAAAAUAGUGUUGGAACACUUAAAUAAAAAUAAUUUCGGUUUUCUGACUGGGCUUGAAUUUCGAGAAUCAACAGCCUUAAUAAGUCCCAAGUGUGAUUUGGAAGUACAACCGAAUAUGGUAUUCGUUAUCUACUUAGGAUUGCAAGGUUUGAAGAAUCCUAAUGCCAAAGAUGAACGGUCCAAAAUAUCCGCUUUGCUGUUGUCCGACACUGUCCUGAUUUGUGCGGAAGGGGCCAAUGAAAUCCUUACAGAAAGAGCAAAAUCGCGUUUGAAAUCUAAUUUAAUUAGAUUCAAAGAUGAAGCUGAAACUUCUCAUGGUGAUGACAACAAAGAAAAUAGCCUUGGCGAAGGAUUUGGUCGGGGAAAGAGGUCAGUGUUACUGCAGGAGCAAACGCGGAACAAAACUACUAAUGAAGAUAAACGUAAAGAGCAUCAAAAGGAAUUAGGGAAACGUUUGAACGAAAUUGCACGAGAACGUUUGGCUGGUCAAAUAGACCAAAAGGACAUAAAAAAGAUUAAAAAAUCGAAUGUAUCUUAUAAAAGCUAUGAUAAGUUUCCGAAAGAAGCAGAAAUUGAUAAACUUCAAAUUUAUGUUGAUCGUCGGCAUGAUUCCGUCAUAUUACCUAUAUUCGGAAUACCUGUACCGUUUCAUAUUUCUAUGAUAAAGAACACAAGUCAGUCAGUCGAGGGGGAUUAUACAUAUUUGCGAGUAAACUUUAUGCAUCCUGGAUCACAGAUCGGAAAGGAUCAGUUGCAAUUUCCAAAUCCAUUAUCAACAUAUGUCAAAGAAUUAACCUAUCGGAGCAGCAAUCGAAAAGAAUAUAGUGGGUUAACUGCACCUAGUAGUAACCUCAGUACAGCCUAUCGUCUAAUCAAAGAAAUGCAGAAGAAAUUUAGAACACAGGAAGCUGAAGAACGCGAAAGGGAAGGUGUUGUGAAGCAAGAUAAGCUGAUUUUGUCAACUGCAAAAGGCAAUCCAAAGCUAAAAGAUUUGUUUGUACGGCCAAAUGUUAUCACGAAGAGAAUCAGUGGUUCACUAGAAGCGCAUGCUAACGGUUUCCGUUAUACUUCAUUGCGGGGAGACAAAAUGGAUGUGCUUUACAAUAAUAUAAAACACGCUUUUUUUCAACCAUGUGACAAUGAAAUGAUCAUAUUAAUUCAUUUUACACUAAAAAAUCCAGUGUUAUGGGGCAAGCGUAAAUAUCAGGAUAUUCAGUUUUAUACCGAAGUUGGUGAAAUCACCACUGACUUAGGUAAAUAUCAUCAUAUGCAGGACCGUGAUGAUAUUCAAAGUGAACAACUUGAGCGGGAAAUGCGAAAACGUUUAAAUCAAGUUUUUCAAAAUUUCUGUGACAAGGUUGUUCGUCAAACAAAUGAAGCAUUCGACUUUGAUACUCCAUUCAAUGAGCUUGGUUUUUUCGGCGUUCCUUAUCGAUCUUCUUGCACACUGAAGCCAACUUCAUCGUGUUUAGUUAAUUUGAGUGAAUGGCCUCCUUUCGUGGUAACUUUGGAUGAAGUGGAAUUCGUGCAUUUUGAGCGCGUAUCAUUCCAGCUCAAAAAUUUUGAUAUGGUUUUCAUUUUCAAGGAUUAUUAUAGAAAAACUCAAAUGGUUCAACAGAUCCCGAUGACUUCGUUAGAUAAUGUCAAAGAGUGGCUUAACUCUUGUGAUAUUUAUUACUCGGAAGGAAUUCAGUCAUUAAAUUGGGCGAAAAUUAUGAAGACAAUUUCGGAUGAUCCAGAAGACUUCUUUGCAAAUGGUGGAUGGAACUUUCUGGCUACAGAUAGUGAUAACGAGGAUGAAGAAGAAGAUGAAGAAAGUGAGGAAGCUUAUUCACCAAGUGAAGAUGAAAGUGAAGGUUCUGAUGAAGAUGAAGAUGAAGAGGAGUCACCGGAAGCGACGUCAGAUUCGGAGUCUGAGGCAAGUGUAGACUCUGAUGAAAGCGAAGGUAAAGAUUGGAGCGACUUGGAAGAGGAAGCUCAGCAAGCUGAUCGAGCGCGUGAUCGCGGGGAAGAACGUGCUCAUAGAUCAAGUCAAAAGCGCAAGCACCCAUCAAGUCUUGGACCCAAUACGAAACGUCGUAAGAACUGAAC
Messenger RNA from Thelazia callipaeda (thelaziosis nematode), 3044 nucleotides. The record is from the annotation of a GenBank genome assembly. NCBI's taxonomy places the organism in Eukaryota, Metazoa, Nematoda, Chromadorea, Rhabditida, Thelaziidae.